UUAUCUAUGGCACAAAACUAACGUUGGUUUCAGUCAGUCAGUCAGUCAACCCGUCAGUCAGUUUAUUAAUAUUGUACAUGUCGCCGAUUAGUGUUUUGUACUAGACCUUUUAAUGUAAUAGAUUACUAUUUAUAUUUUUACGAUGCUUGUACCAAUUCGUUACACAAAAAAUGUGUUCCUGCGCGGGAUGUGCUUCGUGUAUUUAGCUGCGUUUUUAUCCUUUUAUUUGCAGAUUCCAGGCCUUUAUGGGGAGAAUGGAAUUCUGCCGGCGCGAACACAAAUGAUCAGCAAAUCGAAGGAUUUGAUCUCUGAAAUUCAUAACAAGCCGACGUUGUUAUGGUUUGCGCCGUUUUUAGGAUUAAAUAUAGAGUAUAUGCUCGAUGUUGUGUGCUUAUGUGGUAUUGUUCUCUCAUUUAGUGGGUUGAUAUCACAGAAGUUUUGUCUUGCUCCUGUAUUUGCAGCUUUGUGGUCAUUAUAUUUCUCAUUACAACAAGUGGGCCAUGUUUUUAUGUCUUACCAAUGGGAUAACUUCUUAUUAGAAGCUGGUUUUCUAACAUUUUUUGCUGCUCCUUGGAAAUAUGUAAGAAUGCGAACAACAGCAGUUACGGCCACAACUCCGCGUGAUCAUAUUGCUUUGUGGGGAAUAAAGUGGUUAUUGUUUCGUGUGCUAUUCACAAUGGGCACUAUUAAACUUAGCAGUGGUUCUCCUUUAUGGUGGAAUUUGUCAGCUUUAUCUACACAUUUUGAGACAAUGCCUUUGCCUUCACCAUUAGCAUGGUAUUCUCAUCAUCUUCCACAUUGGUUUCUGAAAGUUGUAACUGCAUCAGCAUUAGCUAUGGAUAUUGUUAUGCCUGCAUUAUUCUUCAUCCCAGUAAGGGCAGUACGUUUGACAUCAGUGUUUCUUAGGAUUAUUCUACAACUCCACAUAAUAGCUACAGGAAAUUUCAACUUUUUCGACUUCCUUAUCAUUGUAUUGUGUGUAUCUUUAAUGGAUGAUCGAAUCUUCCUAAAAUUUAGAUCACAUUCCCAACAAAGGUCUUCAACAGUUCUAAAAGUUGCAAGCAAGCUUCCUACACCAGUGAUAUUUUCCUUUUUAGCUUACUGUUUGAUAUUAGCAUUAGGCUUUAAAUUUCAAUCUGAUUAUACCAUCACAGCAAAACUUGGAUUUACUCAAGAGCAGUUCCAAACUUAUCUUCCAAAAAUGAUUUUAUAUUCCUAUAUUUUUGCUUUGCUAAAUCUUGGAUAUUUAAUAGUUAGAUCUUUAAAUGAUGUUUUUUCACAGCAUGUUGGUGCAACUAGAAUUAAAGCGUUCUGCAUUACUUUUAUUAUUUUAGUAGCUGAACUCUUCCUUUUUGGUUUAAGCACUGUACCGAUGUCUUCAUUGCAUCAUGUUAGUAAUUCUACAGUACUACCUCAAGCCAGGUCUCUACAUAAUAAAUUUUCACAUUUGCAUAUUGCUAACUCUUAUCCAAUAUUUCGAAAAACUAUUGGGCUCAACACUAGAAAAGAAAUCAUAAUUGAAGGUUCAAAUAAUAUUGAAGGGCCGUGGCAAGAAUACAAUUUUGUAUAUAAACCUGUACAUGUUAAUAAUUCACUUGCAUUUGCAGCUCCUCAUCAGCCUCGUUUAGACUGGCAAAUGCAUUUUGCAUCCAGAGGAACUUAUCAACAACAUCCUUGGAUAAUGUCUUUGGCAUACAGGCUGCUGGAAGGGCGACCAGAAGUACUUGCUCUUUUGAGUACAAACCCAUUUAGUUCCAAUCCUCCAAAAUAUGUACGAGGAUCUCUUUACAACUAUAAAUACGCCCCAUGGAGUUCAAGCACUGCUUGGUGGACGAGAGAAAGACUUGGAGAAUAUUUCCCUGUAUUUACUAAAGAUAGUUCAACUUUAUUAGAGUAUAUGAGAAACAUGAACAUAUUACUGCAAUAUGCAGAUAAGGAGUCAAAGCCUGUUCUACCCAUAUUUAAGAUUAUUCUUGAUAAAUUGAGAUCCAUAAUAAGCCGUGUGGAGGGUAGUUUCUUAAUAUGGACCAUAUUCCUCACAGUAAUGGUGGCUGCAGUAACUCGACGUUAAAGCAUAAUAGCGGUAACAUCAAAGCAUAUCUUAUAAAAUUAUUAUUACCAUAUUGUAUAAAUUUGCUAUUAAUAUUAUCUGUAUGAAUAUUUUUUAUUUUGGCCCAAGAAUUGUUAAUUUUGCAGUAUUUUUAUUGUGGAUAAUGCACAUGUACUUAAUCUAAAUUUUAUUAUUCUAAACCAAAGAGAUAAUUCACUGUGUGAUAGUCAUUUUCCAUCA
Messenger RNA from Ctenocephalides felis (cat flea), 2290 nucleotides. RefSeq names its product lipase maturation factor 2-like. The coding region runs from base 143 to 2071 and encodes 642 amino acids. NCBI's taxonomy places the organism in Eukaryota, Metazoa, Arthropoda, Insecta, Siphonaptera, Pulicidae. Gene Ontology annotation, cellular component: endoplasmic reticulum membrane. Gene Ontology annotation, biological process: protein maturation. The record is from RefSeq and is a predicted model, not a curated record. The transcript is spliced from 11 exons.